Molecule: messenger RNA, 459 nt
Organism: Histoplasma capsulatum G186AR
Lineage: Eukaryota; Fungi; Ascomycota; Eurotiomycetes; Onygenales; Ajellomycetaceae
Exons: 1
Source: RefSeq, a predicted model, not a curated record
CUGUAUAACUUCUCCAUCGUCAACACUGGCAUCGAUCAGUAUAACUCAAUGCUCAGAGGCGGUAUGGCGCCAACUCACCGCCGGCGAGUCUCAGUGCCCAACUCAGUACAACAUGAGAAUCGCCUGCGACGACGAAAGUUGUCCCAAUCGACAAAUGGAGAAAGUCCUACCAAUGCCGAACCGCCACCCAAACCUAGCAACAUCAGCGCCGAAGCCACUAUCUGCACAAACCUGAAUAGCGCGGCGGGAGGUAUUCAAUUACCUCUGCACGUAAAACCCGGCCCCGUAAGCGCGACAAAAGCAGCAGCUACGAGCAAACCAAAGCCAAACGACGACAUUAAUGACAAGGGGUCUGAUAUUGAGGAAUUGGAGAAGUCGAUGUCGGCCCUCAUGUUUGUCCCGACGAGCGUUGCUCUGAGGAUGGAUGGAACAAAACAACGACCUAAACAGGGACGAUAA